AUGUCCAUCCCUCACUAUGGCGUCUGGGUAGCCUAUCCCACCCACUUCAUCGCCCAAUCUGCUCGCCAGGACCCUAAAUCCCCCCAUGUCUAUCUCAAAUUCGACCACAGCAAGGAAAACGAAGCCGCCAUCAACGUCAAGUCUCUCGACCGCGAUGGCCGUCUAGCUUUUUGGUUCCGUCGGGACUUUGACCACCCCAUCACACAACAUCUCGAGCAACUCAACCACGGCUUCCACCCUAUCCAAUCCCACCGCCGCGGCCCAGUCCAUGGCAUCGAUUAUCUCCGCACCGACGGCCUAUUCAACCCCGAAUCAGCCAAACUUCUCCCCCACGACAUCCCCGGCGCACACAACGAUGUCCUCGAUAACCUCGAGCCAAUCCUCAACGAUGCGAUCCACCAGCGGGCAACGGCGUAUAUCUUUGGCUCGUCCUAUGGAACCGGUAUCCACGAUAUCCACAUGAACCAGGGCAGUUUCCCGCAGUUUGAUAACGGGGUAUACCAAGAUGGAGCGCUCUUUUUCCGCUUCCCCGAUGGACACUGGGAGGCGGUGUUUAUGGCUUUUGCGUCGCAGAGACUUCCUACAAAUGAGGAAACGGGAGAGUUUGUGCAUGGUUCGAAGACUUUGGCGCAGAUUCUGGGAGAUGAUUAG
Aspergillus wentii DTO 134E9 is the source of this 651-nucleotide messenger RNA. Its product is annotated as YukJ family protein. The coding region runs from base 1 to 651 and encodes 216 amino acids. The record is from RefSeq and is a predicted model, not a curated record. The transcript has a single exon. NCBI's taxonomy places the organism in Eukaryota, Fungi, Ascomycota, Eurotiomycetes, Eurotiales, Aspergillaceae.